AUGUCAGUUACUACAUUCACGGAGAGGGUUAAGCGGUAUGGUUUAGGCGAGACCUUGUUGAAGAAGACAAAUAUUGGGACCACUGCUUUGGUUGAGGGGUAUGCUGGAGAAUUCAGACGAAGGGUGAUUGGGGUAGAUGGUUGCUUUUUUAAGACAAAGCUUGGUAGCCAGUUGUUGACUGCGGUUGGUGUCGAUGCUAAUAAUGGUAUGUAUCUAGUGGCAUAUGCAGUUGUUGAAGUUGAGAAUGAGGAUAAUUGGAGAUGGUUUUUGGGGUUAUUGAAGGAUGAUUUGCAUAUACACAACACUCAGUAUUGGACAUUCAUUUCAGAUAAGCAAAAGGGGUUGACUAAUACAGUUGAGUCCUUUGAAAAUUUAGAGCAUAGGACGUGUGUUAGACAUCUAUAUAACAAUUUUAGCCUCUCUCACAAGGGUUUGGCUUUAAAGAAUUGUUUGUGGGAUGCAACCAGAGCCACCACUGUAUCACAUUGGCUUGAACACAUGCAACAUAUCACAAUUGUGACUGCAAGAGAAAAGCCGAUAUUAACCAUGCUAGAGGAUAUAAGGGUAUAUUUGAUGAGGAGAAUUGUAGCCCGUAGGGAGUCCUGUGAUCGAUGGACAACAGUAGUAGGACCUAGAAUUCAAAAGAUUUUGGAGAAAAAUAGUAAGCCUGCAAGGAUAGAAUGGGCUGAAUACGCAGGCAAUGAAAAGUUUCAAGUUCGACACGAUGCAAGAACUGUGUUAUAUGCUAUGGAUUUAAAGGCAAGAACUUGUACAUGUCGUGAUUGGCAAUUAUCAAGAAUUGCAUGUAGCCAUGUAAUUGCCUCCGUUGUAUCUAAAGGUCUGAACGUGAUGGAGUUCAUGGAUGAUAUCUACAAGAAUGAUGCAUAUAUGAGGACAUAUACGCCGUCAAUUUCUCCCAUCACAGGUCCGAACGCAUGGCCAACCCCAAGUUUGAACCCUCUCAAUCCACCAGUAUACACAAAGAGGGCUAGAAGGCCAAAGAAAAAUAGCAGAAAAUAG
Olea europaea var. sylvestris is the source of this 1020-nucleotide messenger RNA. RefSeq lists its product as uncharacterized. Gene Ontology annotation, molecular function: zinc ion binding. NCBI's taxonomy places the organism in Eukaryota, Viridiplantae, Streptophyta, Magnoliopsida, Lamiales, Oleaceae. The record is from RefSeq and is a predicted model, not a curated record. Bases 1 to 1020 code for a protein of 339 amino acids. The transcript is spliced from 4 exons.